Desarmillaria tabescens is the source of this 1138-nucleotide messenger RNA. Bases 377 to 1138 code for a protein of 253 amino acids. The record is from RefSeq and is a predicted model, not a curated record. NCBI's taxonomy places the organism in Eukaryota, Fungi, Basidiomycota, Agaricomycetes, Agaricales, Physalacriaceae. The transcript has 10 exons.
AAAGACUCGGGCCGAUGCCCGUUUGUCUCUUAGACUUUCAUUUCACAUCCUUCACGCCCACGGCCCAACGUUUGAACACUUAUGCAUAUGGUCCAUGCAUCAUGGAUUAGAGUUUGGCAGUAGCGGAGACUGCUGGAAAGGACAACUACGCCCUUCUUCCAUCGUGAUGGUGCAGCUUUGGUGAAAUACUUCUCCUGGCUCGAAGAUCAGCUUAACCAAGGGAAGAAGCUGUCGGAGUGGGGUGCUGCAGGCAAACUGGAAAGUACCGAGCUGAGCAAGGUUUAUUCAAGGGUCUAAGCUUUCCUACAAUCUCGUCGACCGGUGCCAAUGCUGGUGAGGGCCAUGCAUGCUUUUGUGGGCCAGAGAGUGACUGAUUAUGCCAACGAUCAUACACUAUUCUCCGGAUUCGAAGGAUUCUGCCAUUAUUGAUAAGGAAGAGGUCUACUUGUGCGAUUCAGGAGCUCAAUUCUUCGACGGUACGACCGACGUGACUCGAACAUGGCACUUUGGUACACCUCUGCCGGAGGAAAUUCGUGCAAGCACUCGAGUUCUCCAGGGUCAUAUUGCGAUCAAUACUGCUGUAUUCCCUAAUGGCACAACUGGCUACAUUAUUGAUUCAUGGGCACGUCGAGCGCUGUGGCAAGACGGACUCGAUUACAGACACGGUACCGGUCAUGGAGUAGGCCACUUCCUCAAUGUCCAUGAAGGACCUCAUGGUAUUGGCACCCGCAUCAGUUUAAACGCGAAUGCACUCAAGCCUGGCAUGACGGUGUCGAAUGAACCUGGUUACUAUGCCGAUGGGAAGUUUGGCAUUCGGAUAGAGAACAUCGUAUUGGUCAAGGAGGUUCAGACGCUAAAUAAUUUUGGUAAUAAAGGAUACCUGGGUUUUGAGCAUGUCAUGAUGUGUCCGAUUCAUAAGAAAUUGGUGGAUAAAACAUUACUGACUGUAGAAGAAAUGAAAUGGCUUAAUGACUAUCAUGAAGUGUGGCAGAAGGUUUCGCCAUUGUUGGAAGAUGACAAGCGAGCUUUAGAUUGGUUGAAGCGGGAGUUUGAUGCUCCAAACCUCGAUAUCCUUACUGAAGCCGACGAAGACUUAUCCGGAGCUGCAACCUUCUUAUUGCCUACGAUCAAUGAUUAA